UAUAACAAACUUGAUCGUGGGAAAAAGAUAACAUGGGGAAUAAGUUUUGCAAGUAUAGCAAACGGUAUCAUUGUUGUAUGUCUCAGUGUUUAUACACUCAACCAGCCAGAGGCAUGGGCCGAGCCGAUUCAAUUUUGCGACUCAUCAGUGAAGACGAACUUAUAUGUUAUCGCUGGAUAUUUAGUUGCUGAUUUGUGGUGGAUGUUCUACUAUCCAGUAGAAUCGGAAGCUUCAAUCGUCUUUAAACUGCAUCACUGUUUUUCUCUGAUAGGAUUCAGCAUUGUUUUGAAUUACGAGAUUUUGGGUCUAUUUGUUACAAUUCGACUGACAUCGGAAUUGUCACAAAUUUUCAAACAUACUGGGUCGUUAUACAAGGAAAGCUGUGAAAAAAUCAACAAAACUUACAUAUUGAAUGCAAUCACCUUCACUCUUAGUUUUUUCUUCUCGCGCGUUUUAGUUCAACCCGUGUUUUAUUUGGAAGUUUGGAAAAUUUUUGGAACUGAAGAAUGGAAAAGAAUUUCGACACUCACUCAUGUAAUUUGGCUGUCUGUUGGUGGAUUUUUGGACAUUGUCAAUUUGUACUGGUUCACCUUAGUUAUGCGAGGUUUCUUUUCAAUUGCAAGAAAAAUGUUGCAAAACGGAACAAUUCAUAAAAAAAUGAUAAAAUCAUUCUUACGAAAGACAAAAAACUGAACAAAAUUUAAUGAUUUAUACUGUUUUACUCGUACAACAUAUCCAAUCAUCUUUUACUCUUUUUUUAUCGUGGACGAUGUAUUUACCGUUUUUUUAGAAGAAAAUAUUAAUAGUCGCAAUGUGAGUGACUGUUGAAAAUAUGCGUCUGUUUUUUCAUGUUUCUACCCUUUGUUUGUUAUUAUUGUAUUGUAUCAGUUUUUUGGUCAAAAUUUUAAUUAGUUAGGUGUCAAAUGUAUUCAACAUCAGAAUUUUCAUUGUUCCAUUUUAGUUUUAAACUUUUAAGGCCUCUCUCAAGAAUGGCAGUUUAUAUUUGUUUCACUAACUAUGACUAAGGUAUACAAUGUAGACUUAAUUUUAUGGAAUAUUUUUGAAUUUUCUUGAAAAAGACGACUGUUUAAUAAAAUAAAUCCGGCAACGUAAAUUACUAACUUCGGUAGUUCGUAACUGAUCUUUCAACUUUUUUCCAAAACGGACUCUAGAACAGCUUGUUCUUUUUUAUUUAAUUUGUAUUUUAAUUUCAUCAGACAUUUCAAAGAUUUGUUUCAAAAACGGACAUUGAAAAAUCAGUAGUAUAUAUCUUUCAUGUCUUACUUAUAUAGGAAAUUGUGAAAAUUACGAUAAUAAAAAAUUACAAUAUAUCAUUUCUCAUCUUCUUGCCAUUGUCUCAACUCAUUUUCUCCCGACCAUGCUAAAGAACGGACAUGGUUGAGAAGGAUCUGAUUCCAGAACAGCUUUUUGUGUGCACUUAUCUUGUUCAUCAGUUAUAACAACACAAUUUGGGUCUUGGUUGUUACGCUAGUUAACG
Molecule: messenger RNA, 1498 nt
Organism: Styela clava
Lineage: Eukaryota; Metazoa; Chordata; Ascidiacea; Stolidobranchia; Styelidae
Product: TLC domain-containing protein 4-A-like
Biological process (GO): lipid homeostasis
Cellular component (GO): endoplasmic reticulum; membrane
Source: RefSeq, a predicted model, not a curated record